GUUAAAAUUUUGCCGCACGAGAAAGGGGGCGUGGUAGCUGUAGCUUGUGUAUAUGUGGCCGUCACAGAACGUUAUCAAUACGUAAAUUGCCCCCAGCAGUCGAUUGUCAAUUGUCGCUUUAACAGCAGCUCGGUUCCGUGUUCAGUCUUUUCUCGUUUGCCGCCGGGUUGUGACAUCACUGUCAAAAAUCCAGCAGCUGCCUGCCCUGCCUUUCCCUUUUUCCUUAAUUCUGUUCUGCUUUCAUCUUUAGUCUAAAUUCGAAAAAAACACUUUUUCUGCAGUGCGCGAUCCUACGGUCAAUAACACUUAGCCACCAUGUGUACACCAGCAGGCCAGUUGAUGCGUGAGAUCAAGAACAUGACGCUUUCGGGCGAUAAGGAGCUGGAUGACCAGAUCCGCAAAUGGGUCCGGUGGGACAAGUGUCCCAGCACCUCCUGCCAGAUCAUGGACGCCGUCCGUGCUAAGGACUGGGAUACGCUGCGCAAGAGGCUGUGCAACCGGAUCACGUUUGGAACGGCAGGCUUGCGAGCCACGAUGCGGGCGGGCUUCGAUUCGAUGAACGAACUAGUGGUCAUCCAGACGGCUCAAGGGUUGUGUGAGUACAUAAAGGAGCAGUAUCCGAAUCGGGAGGACUGGACCGAACGGGGCGUUGUCUUCGGGUAUGACGGUCGGUACAACAGCCACCGCUUCGCCGAGCUGUCGGCCAUUGUGUUUCUGAACAAUGACUUCAAGGUGUGGCUGUACAAGCGGUACGUACCCACACCCAUGGUCCCGUACGCCAUCGUGCGGUUGCAAUGCCUGGCCGGCGUCAUGGUGACCGCCUCCCAUAACCCCAAGGAGGACAAUGGUUACAAGGUGUACUGGAGCAACGGAGCCCAGAUCAUACCGCCGCACGACGAGGGCAUUCAGGAGGCGAUCAUGAACAAUCUGGAGCCCAGUGCCUCUUCAACAGACGACUCGGUGAUGUGUGCGAACUCUAUGCUCGAGGAUCCAUACGACAUUGUCGUGCCGCCCUACUUCGACGCCCUGAAGAAGAGCUUGAACUGCACCAUGUUUGAGUCCAACAACAAGUGUGGGCUCUCCUUCACAUACACAGCCAUGCACGGCGUGGGCUAUGAAUUCGUAAAGAUGGCCUUCGCCAAGGUCAAUCUGAAGCCGUUCAAUUCGGUGUGCGAGCAACAGGAGCCCGACCCAGAGUUUCCGACUACGCCCACGCCAAAUCCAGAGGAGGGCAAGACCUCUUUGGACUUGGCCAUUAAGACGGCCAAGGCUAAAUGCAGCCAAAUCAUUCUGGCCAACGAUCCGGACGCCGAUCGUCUGGCAGUGGCCGAGGUGGGCGACGAUGGCAACUACAAGCUCUUCACUGGCAACGAAGUCGGCGCCCUACUCGGAUGGUGGGCAUUGGAGCUCUACAAGAUCCGCAACCCUGGCGGGGACUUGAGCAACGUCGUGAUGAUAGGCAGUACGGUGAGCUCAAAGAUUUUGAGGUCCAUGGCGGAGGAGGAGGGCUUCCAGUAUAUCGAGACGCUGACGGGCUUCAAGUGGAUGGGAAACAAGGCCAUUGAGCAGCAGGCGGCGGGUAAGACGGUGCUGUUUGCCUUCGAGGAGGCCAUCGGCUACAUGUUCGGUACAGCUGUGCCGGACAAGGACGGAGUCAGUGCAGCCGCCCACUUGGCCACCAUGGCGUGCUAUCUGCGCUGUCAGCUGUGCAUGACGCUUCAGGAGAAGUUGCGUGACAUUUACGAGUCCUACGGCUUCAGCACGACCAUCGCUUCCUAUGUCAUCUGCCGCUGCCCGCCGCUGAUAGAGCAGAUUUUCGAGCGCCUACGCACCUGGGAUGAGGGCAAGGCAGAUACCUAUCCGACCAGCAUCAUGGAUGGAGAGUACGAGAUUGAGAACGUUUGCGACCUUACCACGGGCUACGACAGCAGCACCAGCGACAAGAAGGCCACGCUGCCCACCAGCUCCAGCUCCCAGAUGAUCACAUUUACCUUCAAGAAUGGCGCGGUGAUCACUCUCCGCACCAGCGGCACCGAGCCUAAGAUGAAGUACUACGCUGAGAUGCGCGCCAAGCCGGAAGUGAAGAACUGGACCAAGCUGAGCAACACCCUCAACACAAUGGUGGAGGCUGCUGUCGAGGAGUUUUACGAGCCGAAAAAGAAUGGGCUUCAGCGCAAGAAGGACUAAUCUGGACUGGAUGUGGAAUGGCGAAAAAGCUCUUUCAAAAUUUGACGAUUGCGUUCUGGCUAAAAUUAUUAGUUCUUUACCAACAGCACUGACACACACACAAGCCAAAAAACACAGCCAACAGCUGCGAGCGCACGCUGUUGAAUGUUAGUUGUAGACCGAUUAAUUUCAUGUGUUAAUAUUAUAUUCUACCAACCAAUAAUUAUGAACGAAAAUGUAAAUAAAAUCGGAUGACACCAUCUGCACCAACCCAGAA
This is a messenger RNA of Drosophila kikkawai, 2443 nucleotides long. RefSeq names its product phosphoglucomutase 2 (gene Pgm2a). Gene Ontology annotation, molecular function: magnesium ion binding; phosphopentomutase activity. NCBI's taxonomy places the organism in Eukaryota, Metazoa, Arthropoda, Insecta, Diptera, Drosophilidae. The record is from RefSeq and is a predicted model, not a curated record. Gene Ontology annotation, cellular component: nucleus. Gene Ontology annotation, biological process: purine ribonucleoside salvage; carbohydrate metabolic process.